AUGAGAGGGUGUACGGCGCGGCUGUACGAGAACAACAUGUGCUGGCCGCAGUCGUCGGCUAUUGCGCUUCAUGGGACGCACAACGGCGGAUGUACGCCGAUCACCUGCCAUCAGAUCCCGGGCAGCGAUUACUACAUGUCGGCGACGUGCAUCAACUCCGCUCCGCCGUCCGUGGCCGACUUUCCGGUCUCGUGGCAGAUAUGGGACAACUAUGGCUCGCCCUCAUGCGCCUUCCACAAGCAGAAUGAGAUCGUGGCGACCAUGGACACCUCGUCGUGCAUCGCGCUCACCAACGACUUUUACGCUCACAUCUCGGUCGCCUCCAACAGGACGACCAUCACCGAGUGCAUCGACUCCGCCUGCAGGCACUGCGCCGGCCCCGUCACGACCAUGCCCGUCGACGUCUGCGGCGAGGUUCAUCUCAACGGCCGCCACCUCGGGUCGGGCUUCUUCACCCGCAACGGCAUGUAA
Messenger RNA from Thecamonas trahens ATCC 50062, 471 nucleotides. RefSeq lists its product as uncharacterized. NCBI's taxonomy places the organism in Eukaryota, Apusomonadida, Apusomonadidae. The transcript has 2 exons. The coding region runs from base 1 to 471 and encodes 156 amino acids. The record is from RefSeq and is a predicted model, not a curated record.